Messenger RNA from Pelmatolapia mariae (spotted tilapia), 990 nucleotides. RefSeq names its product trace amine-associated receptor 13c-like. NCBI's taxonomy places the organism in Eukaryota, Metazoa, Chordata, Actinopteri, Cichliformes, Cichlidae. The coding region runs from base 1 to 990 and encodes 329 amino acids. The record is from RefSeq and is a predicted model, not a curated record. Gene Ontology annotation, cellular component: membrane. The transcript is spliced from 2 exons. Gene Ontology annotation, molecular function: trace-amine receptor activity. Gene Ontology annotation, biological process: G protein-coupled receptor signaling pathway.
AUGGAUACUCAGGAUGGAGCAGAGCUCUGCUUUCCACAACUCUUCAACAUCUCCUGCAAGAAGCCUACAACUCCUCUGUCUCAAUUGUUGCUUCCUUAUAUUGUUGUGUUCUCAAUGUCUCUGCUAACUGUGAUUCUCAACCUGCUUGUCAUCAUCGCAGUCUCCCACUUCAGGCAGCUCCACACACCCACUAACAUCCUCCUCCUCUCUUUGGCUGUGUCAGACUUUUUCAUUGGUCUGUUGUUGAUGCCUGCAAAUAUCAUCCGAAAGAAGGUUUGUUGGUUUCUUGGUCAGCUUGCAUGUUUAGUGUUUACUUAUGUAUCCUUCAUUAUUACCUCGGCCUCAGUGGGCAUCAUGGUGCUGAUAUCAGUCGACAGGUAUGCGGCUAUUUGUGACCCUCUGCAUUACCCCACCAGAAUAACUCAGAGAAGAGUGAAACUCUGUGUCUGUCUGUGUUGGCUCUGCUCUGUUAUCUACAACAUUUUGCUCAUAAAGGAUGAACUGGUUCAACCAGGGCAACAUAAUUCCUGUUAUGGAGAGUGUAAAAUUCUGGUAGACUACAUUGCAGGAACCACUGAUAUUAUUUUAACCUUUAUUAUUCCUGUUACUGUCAUCAUAGUUCUGUAUAUGAGAGUAUUUGUGGUGGCUGUGUCUCAGGCCCGUGCCAUGCGCUCUCAGGUUACAGCUGUCACACUGCAGCUCUCAGUGAUUCUAACAACAAAGAAAUCAGAGUUAAAAGCAGCCAGGACUCUGGGUGUUCUUGUUCUUGUGUUUCUAUUAUGUUUCUGUCCUCAUUAUUGUAUUUUUGUUUUUGGAGGAAAGGUGCUUAAUAGUUCAUCUGCAACUAUUGUGAUCUAUCUGUAUUAUUUUAACUCCUGUCUAAAUCCUUUGAUUUAUGCUAUGUUCUACCCCUGGUUUAGAAAAGCUGUGAAACUCAUUGUGACUCUACAGAUACUGCAGCCUGGCUCCUGUGAGGUCAGCAUACUGUAG